CUCAUUCAGCCGACUGGAGCUGCUCGCGAGGGGGAGCGUCCGGACCAAGAGCGCGACCGGUCCGGGGGUGGGGCCGGGCGGAGCGGCGAGAGGAGGUGAAGGUGGCCGCGGUCGGCGUGGCAGCAGCAGCAACGCAACAGAGUCGGACCCAGACCCGAACCCAAGAGCAGGGCGGUCGCCCCAAGUCCCAGCUCCCCUCCCCGUGCGCCCGCCCAUGGCGGCCGCGGGGCAGCUGUGGCUGAUUUACCUGUCGGCGGGGCUCCUGCCCCGGCUCGGGGCCGCCUUCAACUUAGACACCCGCGAGGACAAUGUGAUCCGGAAACUCGGGGAACCCGGGAGCCUCUUCGGCUUCUCCCUGGCUAUGCACUGGCAGCUGCAGCCCGAGGACAAGCGGCUGUUGCUAGUGGGAGCCCCUCAGGCCAAAGCUCUUCCUCUGCAGAGGGCCAACCGGACGGGGGGCUUGUACAGCUGUGACAUCACCUCCCAGGGGCCAUGCACGCGGAUUCAAUUUGAUAAUGAUGCUGACCCUUCAUCAGAAAGUAAGGAAGAUCAGUGGAUGGGUGUCACAGUCCAGAGCCAGGGCCCAGGGGGCAAAGUUGUGACAUGUGCUCACCGAUAUGAAAAGAGGCAGCAUGUUAAUAUGAAACAAGAAUCCCGAGACAUCUUGGGGAGGUGUUACGUCCUGAGUCAGAAUCUCAGGAUUGAAGAUGAUAUGGAUGGAGGACACUGGAGUUUUUGUGAUGGUCGUUUGAGAGGCCAUGAAAAAUUUGGUUCUUGCCAGCAAGGAGUAGCAGCUACUUUCACUAAAGAUUUUCAUUACAUUGUAUUUGGAGCCCCGGGUACUUACAACUGGAAAGGGAUUGUUCGUGUAGAGCAAAAGAAUGACACUUUUUUUGACAUGAACAUCUUUGAGGAUGGGCCUUAUGAAGUUGGUGGAGAGACUAACCGUGACGAAAGUCUAGUUCCUGUUCCUGCUAACAGUUAUUUAGGCUUUUCUUUGGACUCAGGGAAAGGUAUUGUUUCUAAAGAUGAUAUUACGUUUGUAUCUGGUGCUCCAAGAGCCAAUCACAGUGGAGCUGUGGUUUUGCUAAAAAGAGACCUGAAGUCUACACAUCUUCUCCCUGAGUACAUAUUUGAUGGGGAAGGUCUGGCCUCUUCAUUUGGCUAUGAUGUGGCAGUGGUGGACCUCAACAAAGAUGGGUGGCAAGAUAUAGUUAUUGGAGCUCCACAGUAUUUUGAUCGAGAUGGAGAAGUUGGAGGUGCUGUGUAUGUCUACAUUAACCAGCAAGGCAAAUGGAACAAUGUCAAGCCAAUUCGUCUUAAUGGAACCAAAGAUUCUAUGUUUGGCAUUGCAGUAAAAAAUAUUGGCGAUAUUAAUCAAGAUGGCUACCCAGAUAUUGCUAUUGGAGCUCCCUAUGAUGAUAUGGGAAAGGUUUUUAUCUAUCAUGGGUCCCCGAAUGGAAUAAAUACCAAACCAACACAGGUUCUCGAGGGUAAAUCACCUUAUUUUGGAUACUCAAUUGCUGGAAAUAUGGACCUUGAUAGAAAUUCCUACCCUGAUGUUGCUGUAGGUUCCCUCUCAGAUUCAGUAACUGUUUUUAGAUCCCGGCCUGUGAUUAAUAUUCAGAAAACCAUCACAGUAACACCUGACAAAAUUGAUCUCCACCAGAAAAGAUCUUGUGGGGCACCAAGUGGGAUAUGCCUCAAGGUGAAGGCCUGUUUUGAAUAUACUGCCAAACCUACUAAUUAUAAUCCUUCAAUAGUAAUUGUGGGCACAAUUGAAGCUGAAAAGGAAAGAAGAAAAUCUGGGCUGUCGUCAAGAGUUCAGUUUCAAAACCAAGCCUCUGAGCCCAAGUACACUAAAGUACUCACUCUGAGUAGGCAGAAGCAGAAGGCGUGCAUGGAGGAAACCCUCUGGCUGCAGGAAAAUAUCAGAGAUAAACUGCGUCCCAUUCCCAUAACUGCUUCAGUAGAGAUCCAAGAGUCUGGCUUUCGUAGACGAAUAAAUUCACUUCCAGAAAUCCUUCCAAUUCUGAAUUCAAAUGAACCCAAGACAGUCCAUGCAGAUGUACACUUCUUAAAAGAGGGAUGUGGAAACGACAAUAAAUGUAACAGCAACCUUCAUCUGGAGUAUAAGUUCUGUACCCGUGAAGGAAGUCAAGAAAAAUUUUCUUACUUGCCAAUUCAUAAAGAUGUGCCAGAACUAGUUCUGAAAGAUCAGAAGGAUAUUGCUUUAGAAAUAACAGUUACAAACAGGCCUUCCAAGUCAAGGAAUGGCACAAAUGUUGGUGAUGAUGCUCAUGAAGCCAAACUUAUUGCAACAUUUCCAGAUACUCUGACUUACUCUGCAUAUAGAGAACUGAGGUCUUUCCCUGAGAAACAGCUGAGCUGUGUUGCCAACCAAAAUGGCUCACAAGCAGACUGUGAGCUUGGAAAUCCUUUUAAAAGAAAUUCCAGUGUGACUUUUUAUUUGAUUUUAAGUACAACGGAGGUCACCUUUGACACCACAGAUCUGAAUAUUAAUCUGAAGUUGGAAACAACAAGCAAUCAAGAUGAUUUGGGUCCAAUUACAGCUAAAGCAAAAGUGGUUAUUGAACUGCUUUUAUCAGUCUCUGGAGUUGCUAAACCUUCCCAGGUAUAUUUUGGAGGUACAGUUAUGGGUGAGCAAGCUAUGAAAUCAGAAGACGAAGUGGGAAGUUUAAUAGAGUAUGAGUUCAGGGUAAUUAACUUAGGCAAGCCUCUUAAAAACCUCGGCACAGCAACCUUGAAUAUUCAGUGGCCAAAAGAAAUUAGCAAUGGCAAAUGGUUGCUUUAUUUGGUGAAAGUAGAAUCCAAAGGAUUGGAAAAGAUAACCUGUGAGCCACAAAAUGAAGUAAACUUCCUAAACCUAAAGGAGUCUCACAACUCAAGAAAGAAACGAGAAAUUGCUGAAAAACAGACAGAUGAUAGCAGAAAAUUUUCUUUAUUUGCCGAAAGGAAAUAUCAGACCCUUAACUGUAGUGUGAAUGUGAACUGCGUGAACAUAAGGUGCCCACUGCGAGGGCUGGACAGCAAGGCUUCUGUUGUUUUGCGCUCGAGGUUAUGGAACAGCACGUUUCUGGAGGAAUAUUCCAAACUGAACUACUUGGACAUUCUCACACGGGCUUCCAUUGAUGUGACUGCUGCUACCGAAAAUAUCAAGCUGCCAAAUGCAGGCACUCAGGUUCGUGUGACUGUAUUUCCCUCGAAGACUGUAGCUCAGUAUUCAGGAGUACCUUGGUGGAUCAUCCUGGUGGCCAUUCUUGCUGGGAUUCUGAUGCUUGCUCUAUUAGUGUUUUUACUGUGGAAGUGUGGUUUCUUCAAGAGAAAUAAGAAAGAUCAUUAUGAUGCCACAUAUCACAAGGCUGAGAUCCAUGCUCAGCCGUCUGAUAAAGAGAGGCUUACUUCUGAUGCGUAGUAUUGAUCUACUUCUGUAAUUGUGUGGAUUCUUUAAACGCUCUAGGUACGAUGAUAGCGUUCCCCAAUACCAUGCUGUAAGGAUCCGUAAAGAAGAGCGAGAGAUCAAAGAUGAAAAAUAUUACAACGAUAACCUUGAAAAAAAGCAGUGGAUCACAAAGUGGAAUGAAAAUGAAAGCUACUCUUAGGGGAGCCGCAAAAGCUCCACAGCACCCAAACUGCUUUUCUUUUUCCAUCCCAACACAGAAAUUCAGAUGGAUUUUAAGGCCCUUCAGUACCUGAAUAUUGAUUUCAGACUGACUACACAACAGUACGAACCUACAGUUUUAACUGUGGAUAUUGUUACGUAGCCUAAGGCUCUUGUUUUGCACAGCAGAAUUUAAGACUGUUGGAAUGGAUUUUUCUUUCACUGCCUUAAUUUAACUUUCUGGGUUGCUUUUGAUUUUGGUGUGGCUGACUUACAUGUGCUGGGGAAGGGCCUGCUGGGUCGUGCUUCUAUGACAUCCUCUUGAUCAUGUCGCAGAGGAAGGUACCACCCAACCUCCCAAUCUCAGCACUGCCUCUGCAAACAGUCUUCCCUUAGGAUUGGAGAACCUGCAGGUUAACUGGCCCGCAUUCCAAGAUUCUGCUGCCAGGGUAGUUGUGUUUCAGUUUAAAGUGCUGUCUUAAAUUAAAUGUGCAAUAGAAGUGACAUUGCCAUCCUGCCAUCUUUUCCCAUCUCCUAGGUGUGUGAGUGCUUGCUCACACCAAAUGCUUACAGGCUUCAUGCUCUUUUCACUAAAACACACAGGUGCGACAGAUUUGAAUGCUAGUUAUACUUAUUUGUAUAUAUUUAGCCCUGGUAUUUAUUUUGUAGUUUUACCAACCAUUUUAUUGACAGGCCAAAGAUUCUCCAGUUGACCCUGCAGGUCGGUUUAAGCAAUCAGAAUUAGAACACGGGAGGUCAUUGGUUUGACCUGCAAAGGGAAAAUACUAAUUCUUUAUAAAUGUGCUAGAGAGUUGUUUUAAUAACUUAAUCUUAUCUGUAAAUUAUAACAGCUUCUUCUGUGACAGACCCCACCCCCUUCUUCCAAACCUCAAAAGGUUUGUUUAAGAAAUAGGAUUGACUGUAAGAUAUUUCAUUCUUAUCAGAAAUUGGAUAUUUUGGAGUUUAGAGUCCUGUGUGGAUUUCUGAAUUCCAUGCUAUAACUUUCAGGAACUCUUGGAGAGAAUGAAUGGGUUUAUUCACUGAACUCCAGGGCAGUUCACUCACUGCUGCAAAUACUGUAUAUUCAGGACUUGAAAGAAAAGGUGAGAGUGCCUAUGGUGGGUCCAGACUAAUCGCCGUCCUGUGUGAGACUACUGAAAUCUGACGCCAAAAC
Molecule: messenger RNA, 4796 nt
Organism: Orycteropus afer afer
Lineage: Eukaryota; Metazoa; Chordata; Mammalia; Tubulidentata; Orycteropodidae
Source: RefSeq, a predicted model, not a curated record